This is a messenger RNA of Monodelphis domestica (gray short-tailed opossum), 5707 nucleotides long. It is a transcript of the gene DUSP2, whose product is annotated as dual specificity phosphatase 2. Lineage: Eukaryota; Metazoa; Chordata; Mammalia; Didelphimorphia; Didelphidae. Gene Ontology annotation, molecular function: MAP kinase tyrosine/serine/threonine phosphatase activity. The record is from RefSeq and is a predicted model, not a curated record. Gene Ontology annotation, cellular component: nucleus; cytoplasm. Gene Ontology annotation, biological process: endoderm formation; protein dephosphorylation; negative regulation of MAPK cascade.
ACGUGAGAGAGCCGCCCUAAAAGAGAACUCUUCUGCUCCGGAGACUGCCCUUGUAAGGGAACUUGGGGGCGGGCCGGACUGGUAUUUAAAUCCUCCGAGGAGCUCAGAGAUCAGACGCUUGGCAGCAGCCUUAGUGGUAGGAGCCAGGAGAAAAGAGGGAGUGAUCGGGGUCCGAGAAUCCCGAGUUUCUCUAUCUGCUCACUCCUUGUGUGUUUGGUGUGACUCCCCCCACCAGACAGGGUCUCCUUCCUCUGCCCUUUCCAGGAACGAACAUGGUGAUGGAAGAGGUGCUGCCUAUGGAAAGCAGGGAGCUCCGGGGGUUGCUGGGGGACCCUCGAGAGGUGGACAGGACUCUGCUGCUGGACUGCCGGCCCUUCCUGGCCUUCUGUCAGAGCCACGUCCUGGAGGCCCGACCAGUGCACUGGAACGCCUUGUUGCGCCGGAGGUCUAGAGGGGCUACAGGAGUUCAUCUGGACUGGCUGAUCCCCGACCGGACCUUGCUGGACCGACUGAGCCAAGGGGAGCUGUCCCGAGUCGUGGUGCUGGACGAAGCUAGUGGCUCUGUGGCGGAGCUCCGGGCUGACAGUCUACCCCGAAUGCUGCUCACUGCCUUGCUCCAGGAGACUCGAGCUGGACCCACCGCUGUCUGCUUCCUACAAGGAGGCUUCGAAGGCUUUCAGGCCAGUUUCCCAGAUCUGUGUUCAGAACCUCCUGCGCCGUCUUUGCCUCCACCUGUGACUGAACCAGAGAGCAGCCGGCCAGGCACUGGGACUCCUUUCUACGACCAGGGUGGCCCUGUGGAGAUCUUGCCCUUCUUGUACCUGGGCAGUUGCAACCAUUCUUCAGACCUGAAGGGACUUCAGGCUUUGGGCAUCACAGCUGUGCUCAAUGUCUCUGCCAGUUGUCCAAACCACUUUGAAGGCCUUUUCCGAUACAAAAGCAUCCCUGUGGAGGACAACCAGAUGGUUGAAAUUAGUGUCUGGUUCCAGGAGGCCAUUGGCUUCAUUGACUCAGUGAAGAAUUCUGGGGGAAGAGUCUUGGUACAUUGCCAGGCUGGCAUCUCACGAUCAGCUACCAUCUGCCUUGCAUACCUGAUGCAAAGCCGCAGGGUGAAAUUGGAGGAGGCCUUUGACUUUGUCAAGCAGCGUCGAGGGGUCAUCUCCCCAAAUUUUGGUUUCAUGGGACAGCUUCUGCAAUUCGAAACCCAAGUGCUCUGCCACUAGGAGGGGAGGUUGCAUUCCUGCUUCUCCUAACCCCUGUAGCCCUCUAGACUACCAGUCCAAAUGUGGGAUCAGUCUUGUUGCUUUCUGAGAAAGGACUCUUGCUUUGACUCCUGCCAGUAAGGACUUUCUAGUUCAUUGGGGAAAGUCUCACUUGAAAGGUGGAGAGCCAGGCAAGCUGAGAGAACUGAUUCUCUCUUUGGGGGGCUACUCCCUCCCCUCUUCUGGGCACUCUUUCUCUGGAAAGUUGCCUUCCCGAGCUGUGAAUGGUACUAGUGGGAAGGAAAAGAACAUGAAGAAAGACAGCAUGCUGUGUGUCCUGAUUUGGUGCUCUUCUGCUCUGGGUGUGAAGUCAAAUUCUACCUUCUAAUCAAGGAAUGGGGAUGAAUGCUAGAUCUUCUCCAUUCCCCAUCUCCCACUCCUCAACAGGCAGAAAUUAAUUGGGCCCCACACACAUCCAUUUCUUCCUGCCUUCCUGGCCCCUGACCCUGGUUUUGGGGUCAACUGCCAAAAUUCUGUACUCCCUCAUCCCCAUUAGCCCCUUCACCAUGAGACUCACUACCAUUUUUCACCCUGGAUAUCCUCCAAACCCAAGCCACUGGGGCACCUUCUUCUGAACCCUAUGCUGUGAAAACCAGGAUGCCCUGAAGUUUGGGGUAGGGGGAAGGGCCUACCCAGGAUCAGAGGGCCUUGAGAAUGAGCCCAACUCAUGAUGAUUAUAGAGAAUUCUGGGAGUGUUGGAUGACUCAGUGGACGAAUGUGCUCUAUCACCAGCAUUUUCCUUACGUGGGAAAGCAAUAUAGCCUCUGUAUGUGUGUGUUGUACAGGAAAACUAUUUAUGUUUAACUGACAUUUACAACUCCCCCCUCUGCCACCUCCCCCACUUCCCCCCAAGCCCACAAGCCUUGUGGGCGGGCUUGGAAAAUUAGCACUUUAUAUUUAUACAGAACAUUGUGGAUGUUUUAAUAAAACAUUGUUUUGGUUUUUUUUUUUAAGAAAAAAACAAACACAAAACAACCCUAUGUUUCCUGUCUAUAUAAGGGCAUGAAGCGAUGCAUAAGCUGUUUCUAAAUCAGACCUCUCUUUCUCUUCUCAUCCUCCCCUGGAGGGAAGGAGAAAUAUCUGGGUGUGGGGUACAGAGGCAUAUCUCCCAGAGACUUUAUUUCCAGACCCUGGCUAAAUCCCUAAAUGGCUUGAUUUUUUUUUUUUAAUGAAGAGGCUGGAUCAUUUAAUCAGAGAGAGGGGCACACUAGCUACUCCUUUCUUUCCAAUAGCAGCUAUCAUGUAGGAUAAUACCUGGCACAUAGAAGGCAAUUCAUUAAUUCUUGUUGCCAUCUCCUCUUCCUUUCUUGCGGGGAGGGGUGGUGGUGGUGGUGGUGGUGGUGGUGGGGUAGGUUAUGAGAGCCUUUGAAGCCUCCAAUCCCCAUGGCAAAUCUAGGGCUAGAGAAAGAGGUGGCAGGAGAAGAAGGUUCCCUGAGCUAUUAGGGGAAGUGGAGCUCUUGGUCUCCUGGAGGGGUUACUUUCCCCUUUUCUGCCUCUGGUGGGGGUGUUGGAAGUGUUGCUAGGAGAGAUAAGUGGGCCCAGAUGGAUACAGAAACAACUCAGACUAGGAGACUAGCUGCUGCCCUGGGCCAGACAGGAACAGCCUUGCUCCAGGCAGGAGUCCUGGGAACUCUGAUUUUGGGAAAAUGCCUAACCUCACUUUCCCAUUCCCCAAGGCUGAAAAUCCUCUUGGGUCCUCUUCCACACCUUGAGCAAGAGUAGCCCCAUCACACUGGACUCCUUCCUCUCCCAGGCCCUAUCAGGUACCUCUGUUCCCUACUUCAGUUCUGAGUCAGAAGCUUAUGUGAGAAGGAUGAAGAGAAUUAGGGCUGCGAACCUAACUGCUCAGCUUCCUGGGGGAGCAUUGCCAAGAGAAAAACAAUAUAUUUACAGCACAGUCCAUUCUCCAGCAGCCCCAUUAGGUAGGAAUUUGUAGCUCUGAUUUAUCCCUCAAAACUCAGACAGGUUAAGUGACUUGCCAGGUCACACAGUGGGAGAGCUAGGACUAAAACCCAGCCUCUAGAUUAAAAGUCUAGCACUUUUAUUUCUUUUUUUCCCAUCAAAACUGUAUCAAAGGGAGCUGCAAGGUGGCUCAGUGGAUAGAGCCAGGCCUGGAGGCAGGGAGGUCCUGGGUUCAAAUUUGACCUCAGAUACUUUCUAGCUGUGAGACCCUGGGCAAGUCACUUAAUCCCAGUCACUUUUUUUUUUAAACAAUAGAUAAAUUUUUAAUAAGGAAAUGCUCAACCUUACUGAUACUCAACUUUUACUGCUCUUCUGCCUUGAAACUGAUGCUUAGUGUUGAUUCUAAGAUGUAUACAAAAACCAUACUAAAGAAAACACCAGGUCUUGGGUUCAAAUCCAAAUAUCAGACACUUUCUAGCUGUGUGACCCCAAACAAAUCAUUUAACCCCCAUUGCCUAGCCCUUACCACCCUUCUACCUUGGAACCAAUAUGCAAUAUUGAUCCUAAGACAGAAGGCAAGAAUGAAAAAAAAAACCCAACACUCAUUACUUUGAGUAAUGAUAGGAAUUGUGAGUGGGAGGAUAUGCCUUCAUUCUGUAACUUCAUUUUCUCUAUUUCUUCAUUUAUAAAAGCAUCUAGGUGAUGCAGAGGAUGUAGUGCUGGGCUUGGAUUCAGGAAGAUCCGAGUUCAAAUUAUGCCUCAGACCUUGGGCAAAUCAUUUACUUUGUUUGCCUCAGUUUCCAUGUCUGUAAAAAAUUUGUUAAGUGUUUAGCAUAACACCUAGCACAUGGUCGGCAUUUAAUUCCUUUCUCCAGGGAAUGGAUUAUUGGAGCCUCAGUGGCCUCUAAUCUCUAUCUUAAACCUGAGGCUAGGAGAAAGAGGAUGGAGGUCCUUGAGCUAUUGGGGGCAGUGGAGUUAUGGGUGAAUAAGACUGAACCUCUAUCUCUUGGUCUGAAGGAGUAUAGAUGAAUGCAGAAGAGCAGAUUGGCAUCAUAAAGCUAGAAGCGUGUUUAGCAUCAGUAACUGUGUGACCAUGAGCAAAUUACUUAAUUUUCCUGAGCCUCAUUUUCCUAAUCUGUAAAAUGAGAAUAAUAAAUUCCCACUAAGUAAGGUCAUUGAUUUUGGGGCUGGAGGUAGGGGAAGCCCCAUACUCUAUAAAUAUAAAUUAUUCUUCUUUAGGAGUUCCUCCCUCAGAAAGUUCUUCUGUAGCUAAGCAAUAUUACUAAUGUUUUCCACUAGUAUUGCUGCAUCUGGUAUUUCUAUCUGUGAAACAACAUAGGGCACUAAUCAUAUUAAUUAAGAACUAAAUUAUGUGGCAAAGAAUAUAGGGAUUCAGAGAAGGUGGGAGACUCAAGAGUUGGGUUUCUUAACCUCUUCCCAUUCCAUACCCUCAUCAACUUCCUGCUUUCCUUCUGCUGGUAGAUGAGUGGAGGAGUGGUCCUUAGGUGAUAGCUCUUGUGCCCAUCCCAUCUCACAAUCACAUACCUACAUAGUUCCUUCCAUUUUCUUCCUGGGCCAGAGGAAACUGCAGGGUUUAGUAGGAUUAAUCAAUAAACAUUUCUAGGGCACCUCAGUGCCUUAAGGAAGAGGCGUAGUGUGGUAUAACAAAGGGAAAGAACUAUUGGGUCCUGGAGUCAGAGGAACUGAGUUUUAAUUUGUUGUUCAGUUGUUUUCGGUUGUGUCUGACUCUUUGUGACUCCAGUUGGGGUUUUCUUGGUGAAACUGAAGCAGUUUGCUUUUCCUUCUCUAACUCAUUUGUCUAAAUGAACAAACUGAAGCAAAUAGGAUGAAGUGACUUGCCCAGGGUCAUGUAGCUAAUAAGUGUCUGAGACUAGAUCUGAACGUGGGAAGAUGUGCCUUUCUGACUUGAGGUCCAGGGCUCUUUAUCAUCUUGCUGUCCUUCGAAGGUUUUGCUUGCUUGUUUGUUUUAAAAUUUUUAUUUUUAAAUAAUUAAAAAACCUUUACCUUCUGUCUUAGAAUUGAUACCAAAUAUUAGUUCCAAGGUAGAAGAAUGGUAAAGGUUAGGCAAUUGGGGUUAAAUGACUUGCUCAGAGUCACAAAGAAGUGUCUGUGUUCAAAUUUGAACUCAGGACCUCCUGAGUUCAAGCCUGAGUCUCCAAGCCUGGCUCUCUCUCUACUGAACCACCUAACUGUACUCCUUUAGUGGGUUUUAACAUUACUGCUACUUUAGCCAAGCUAUAUAACCUUUUGGGAGUUCCAUUCUCCUUAGGUUCAAAGUGUAGGAGGUUAUUUCUAGUUCUAAAUCCUAUGAUAUUGUUUAUCUUGGUAUCUCCCUCCAUCCCUCUCUUCCUUUAAGACCCAGCUUAAACCUUUGAUUCUGUAUGAAGACUUUCCCGAUUUCCCCUCCCCAACUGUGGGCACUCUACCUCCCAACCUACAUUGUAUUUAACUACUUGGCAUAGAUUUAUAUGAAUUCUACAUUCAUUUUUACCAUCUCCUAGUUUUCUUUCUCAUUAAAUGCU